GCCACCAACAGCAAUGAGUAGUUCCACUGUCCAGAGGCACUCUUUCAACCUUCUUUCCUGGGCAUGGAGUCCUGUGGCAUCCAUGAAACUACCUUUAACUCUAUCAUGAAGCAUGAUGUGGACACUUUCAAGGAUCUUUAUGUCAAUAAAGUGCUGUCUGGUGGUACCACCACGUAUCAAAGCAUUGCUGAUGGGUUGCAGAGGGAGAUUACAACUCUAGCGCCCAGAAGAAUAAGGAUUAAGAUCAUUGCUCCCCAAGAAGGCAACUACUUGGUUUGGAUUGGUGGCUCCAUCCUGGCCUCAAGGUUCACCUUCCAGCAUAUGUGGAUCAGCAUGCAGGAAUAUGAGGAGUCAGGCCCCUCCAUCAUCCACCACAAAUACUUCUAG
Rattus rattus (black rat) is the source of this 387-nucleotide messenger RNA. Its product is annotated as actin, alpha skeletal muscle-like. The record is from RefSeq and is a predicted model, not a curated record. The transcript has a single exon. Lineage: Eukaryota; Metazoa; Chordata; Mammalia; Rodentia; Muridae. The coding region runs from base 64 to 387 and encodes 107 amino acids.